Neltuma alba is the source of this 2479-nucleotide messenger RNA. Its product is annotated as N-alpha-acetyltransferase 35, NatC auxiliary subunit-like. Gene Ontology annotation, cellular component: NatC complex. The transcript is spliced from 16 exons. Gene Ontology annotation, biological process: N-terminal peptidyl-methionine acetylation. The record is from RefSeq and is a predicted model, not a curated record. Lineage: Eukaryota; Viridiplantae; Streptophyta; Magnoliopsida; Fabales; Fabaceae. The coding region runs from base 114 to 2291 and encodes 725 amino acids.
GACCUGGCGACCCGAGCCUGAAGAGACUCAGGAGGUCUGUGUUACACUGACAAGACCUCGAAACGUAGGUGGCGGAGAACAUAAUAUAAUAAACUCCGAGGAAGCUUCAACGUAUGGCUCAGAAGCCUACAGACGAAGCAGCCUUCGGUGUUGCCAUGCCUGGUCGCACCUCCAUUCCCUCCGGCGACAACUCUGUUUGGGCCGAUGUGUCGCCCCUCCUUCAAGCCGCUUGCCAAGAUCUUCAGGAGGGAGAGCUGAUUCACGGGGAUAAUUUCAAUCUAUUUGCUGCAAUGUCAGCGUUGGAGAUAAUGGACCCAAAGAUGGAUUCAGGUAUUGUUUGUAGAUACUACUCUCUUGAGGAAGCCAUCGAGAAUGGAGCUGCUCCAGUUCCUGUUAAUGUUGAUAAGACAACUGAUAUUCGAUGCACAAUUGACAUUAUGGACCAUCUUCUGGCAUGUGAGGCAACAUGGCACAAGGGUCAUUCAUUGGCUCAAACUGUUUAUUCUUGCCUCUAUCUCCUACAGCCUGACAGAACAUCAUCGCAUGCCCUGUUGCACUCAUAUUGUAGAGUCAUUCGUGCAACCUGCAAAGCAGUUCUUUCAGUUGUCUCAGAUGCACGCACACAUGAAGAAGAGGAUCUAUUUACCAUGGCAUAUGGCCUUCCUCUGAGUGUAGAUGGAGAUGAGAAGUGCUUAUCGAUGCUAAAUGCUGUUGAGGAAUCAAUAUCACGCCAACUGCGUGCAUGUAAAUCAUCAUCUAAACGAAGAGUAUUAGAAGAUACGGAGCCGCUUCAAAAUAAUCCUGAUCUAGAAGAAGGCUACUGCAAAGCAUUGUUAUGCCGAUUACGUUUUCGUAAGCAUUUGUACCAUCUUUUGAUGUCUAUCAGACGGCCACAAGGGAGGGGACUGGAGUUGGCAAGGAAACACAUAGCUUCAUGCAUUUCGGAGCUUGAGUGCAUUUUAAAAUCCUCAGAGUUUCUUAGGGCUAGUGCUCAGGGAAUGUGUGAACAAAACAUAGAAGACACGACUGCAUCUGGUUGUCAAGCAAUUGGAUUUGAUGCUAGUUUAAACUGCAGAUCAUCAGCCCCAACUCCUCCCCGAUCUAUUAAAAUUCUCAGUUGGAAAAAGGCUGUUCAGUAUUUUGUGAAACUUCUGCAAGAUCUGGACAUUAUAUGUUCCUACUCUUUGGAUCCGUCACUGGAGGCUGCUUUGCACUUUGUGAUUAAAUUCCAGAAGUCUCAGCCUGAUUUGGUUGCUAGAUCUCAUCUUCAGCUCCUGCUGGUCCAAGAUGGGAAGCUCUAUGGACGGAUUCCAAUGUUUGCUUUGAUUACUAGAGCUGCUGGAUUGCCUGAAGUCACGAAGGAUCAUGACAUUCAAAAAACUGAAUCCAUGGUACAACUUGGGCAGUUAGUAAAUAAUUUGCUCAAAAUCCUGUGUACCAAUGCUGCAUGGCAAAGACGUAAGCUAGGGAAAAUGUUACAAGACUGGCGUGUCAUCUAUGUUCAGCUGGAGUUGGCUUUUAAAAAGGAGUUUGGAGAAGCUGCAAACCCCUCCUAUGAUGAGUUAUGUUUCAAAAUAUUCCAACAGAUCCUCAUGUGGGUUGAAGAGCAAACUUACUGGAUAGCAUACCGUUUUCUUAUUUUGGGUUUUGAAUUGGAGCUCUACUCUGUACAUGAUUAUUGCAUGGUAUACUGGUAUAUAUAUACAGUUCUGAUCAAGCUUGCGGAGAAGACACAUCUUAGGGUCGUGAUGAAUAGUGGUACUGCCAAAAAGAAGGCUAAGAAGAAAAGGGAUUCUUUCAAGGAUGCAGGCCGGGAUUAUCAGAUGCCAGGAGCUGUCUUGUUUCUUCAGGGCCAAAUAUAUCUAGCUGAAGGAUUAUGCAUGAUGCUUGCUGCCUUGAAGAAUGAGCGCAUUUUGACAGUACCACAGAGCCCUUUUAAUACAGAACAUGAGAUAUUCAUUCAGCAAUUUGAGCUUCUACGGAAAGCUUGUCUCCCUGAUCACGUCUCAUACAGAUCCUUUAAGGAAUCAACAAUGCAUGUUAAUUUCUCGAACCUAGUCAUGUGCGAUUACUUCAAGGAAGCCCAGAAAAUUUCCAAAGAUGCCAAGAGCUGUUUUUCCAAUGACCCUGAUAAAAUGAGUGAGCUGCGCAGAGUAGAGCAAGUAGCAGAGCAUAACAGUGUGGCUUUAAAUGUCAUUUGCAGGCUAGGAGCCAUUGAUCCAUCACUCAAGAUUUCUUUUGAGUUCAGUCACCAUCCAUUUUUUGCUACAGCCACUGUGAAGAGAUCUUGAUGAAUGAGAGAGAGAGAGAGAUGCCACCAAUUUUGAAAGAUUACUGGGGCUGGGUGUUAGGAGCCAAUGUCAGUAAUGUUCAUUCAAUCAAAUUUUGUGGUUCACUUGUGAUAUUGAAAUUGUAAUAUUUUUUUGAAGAAGAAAUAAAUAAAUUAUUUUUAUGGACUUCUUCCUACUCGGUCCCUACU